AUGUCGCUCCCUUCAAACGUCCAUGUCUCUAAGCACCCGUGCUUGGUAGCUAAGCUAAGUCGUCUACGGUCUAAGAGUACAGAGUCGAGAGAAGUCAAGUCUUUAAUAAAUGACAUCUCUUUGAUCCUCGGAUGCGAAGCUCUAGCUGCAUCAUUGACGCCUGUUGAUGGGCCAAAGGGCGAGACUCCCAUCGGGUACGAAUACACUACCACGACUCUACGGCCGGAAGCCUUAUCAAUAGUCCCUAUCCUUAGAUCAGGACUUGGUAUGGUAGAAGCGGUACAAACUCUACUUCCCGAACCCGUCCCCGUACACCACUUAGGCUUGUACCGAGAGCCCAGCACGCUCGAGCCCGUCGAAUAUUACAACAACCUUCCGCAUCACGUCUCUACUUCGGCAAGCGAGCCUGGAACGAACGCGUCGAGUCUGGCUAUCAUCGUAGACCCCGUCAUUGCAACCGGAGGAACUUGUGUGGCUGCUAUACAGACGCUCAAGGAGUGGGGUGCUAAGCGCAUUAUUGUCCUAUCUGUCAUCGCAGCCGCCGAUGGUGUGCGGCGCGCUGCUGAGGAGUGGCCUGAGGGUGUGGAUAUAUGGGUUGCAGGCGUCGACGCUGAGCUUACACCGAAUGGUAUGCUAAAGCCGGGUGUAGGAGAUGUAGGAGAUCGCUUGUUCUUGACAAUAGGAAAGUAA
Molecule: messenger RNA, 690 nt
Organism: Daldinia childiae
Lineage: Eukaryota; Fungi; Ascomycota; Sordariomycetes; Xylariales; Hypoxylaceae
Product: Uracil phosphoribosyltransferase
Exons: 3
Coding region: 1-690 (229 amino acids)
Source: RefSeq, a predicted model, not a curated record